AUGCCGCCUCUCGUUGUGAUCCGCAGCGGCUGCAAGCAUGUCGAAUACCUGGAAAAUCGAAGUGUCUGGCGGUAUGCUCCUCAAUUCGAGUUGUUUAGUGAUAAUGAAUUUGCAGAUGAUGAGGGUGAUGAGGAAGUGCUGCGCCAGGCUGAAGAAACGUGGGGUCGCGUCAGCAGCUGCGGCAAAACCUUUGGUUUCUCACGCGAACGAUGCGAUGUACAAGGUAUGCAUGCUUUUAGCUGUGCUGAAUGUGGCAACGUGGUGGCCGAUUAUGAUGAUGUUGUCUCCAAGACGUUUUUUGGUCGCGCUGGCAAGGCCUUCCUCAUGAAUAACAUGUACAAUAUAUAUGUCGGCUCUGCUCGAAACCGAUACCUGAUGACUGGGAUCCAUGCUGUUGCUGAUGUAUUGUGCAGUCAAUGUGACUUCGUGUUAGGUUGGAAAUACCUUAAAGCCAUGGAGCACUCCCAGAAAUACAAAGAAGGCAAGUUUAUUCUGGAGCACGCAGUUGUUCAGGAUGACUCAGUAGAGCAGGCCUGGAAUCGGUUGUAA
This is a messenger RNA of Peronospora belbahrii, 549 nucleotides long. The record is from the annotation of a GenBank genome assembly. Lineage: Eukaryota; Oomycota; Peronosporomycetes; Peronosporales; Peronosporaceae.